Messenger RNA from Oryzias melastigma (Indian medaka), 1992 nucleotides. RefSeq names its product Kv channel interacting protein 4 (gene kcnip4a). Gene Ontology annotation, biological process: regulation of potassium ion transmembrane transport. Gene Ontology annotation, cellular component: voltage-gated potassium channel complex. Gene Ontology annotation, molecular function: potassium channel regulator activity; calcium ion binding. The record is from RefSeq and is a predicted model, not a curated record. The transcript is spliced from 10 exons. Lineage: Eukaryota; Metazoa; Chordata; Actinopteri; Beloniformes; Adrianichthyidae. Bases 468 to 1271 code for a protein of 267 amino acids.
GUAUAUAUUGUUUUUGUAUUUUGUUGUUUUUAAUUGUGAAGCACUUUGAGCUGCCACACAUUAGGCGUUUUUUUAUUUUUUUUUAUAGAUCUAUUGAUUAUAUACAUUUACAUUCUGCUGACAUGCAAGCUGCCAACCUGGAAUCACCAGGAACAAUUUGGAGUUCAGUGCCAAGGACACGUCGACGCAUGGCAAGCCAGGAUCCAAACCUGCAUUACUCCGAUCACAUGCUGACUGCUGUACCUUUGCAUCAUAUUCCUAAAAAACUGGACAGAUCCUCUCUGCUAGAGUAAUACUGUAGCUAUUGACUCUUGUUUAGAGCUCCUGGCCCCUCCAGGUGCUGCCCAUCACGUGUCUGAUAGUCUGCACCUGUUAACGCCUGGCAUGCCAAGAUCCACCAGUCCAGGUAGGGCCUGACCAUUUGGGGCAACUUCAAACUGGUGUUUGAGGAAAAAGCUAACGCCGCCAUGGAUCCUCGGAGAGUUCUGACCGUGUCCGCGCGGGUGGAUGCUGCUGUUUCAUCAACUGCAACGCUCCAAGCCAUGUGCACACCAAGCAAAGGCGCCCAGUGGAAGAACGACCUGGAGCACAUCCGCAAAGACCACGGCUUCUCCAGGAAGGUCCUUCUCAACUGCUGCUUGGUGCGGCGCAUCAUCACCUGGGCCUCCCCGAGCCCCAAAGACAGCGUUGAAGAUGAGCUCGAGCUUUCGACAGUACGUCAUCGUCCUGAAGGCCUGGAGCAGCUUGAGGCGCAGACCCGUUUCUCCCGGAAGGAGCUUCAGAUCCUUUACCGGGGCUUCAAAAACGAAUGUCCCAGUGGAGUCGUCAAUGAAGAAACUUUUAAAGACAUCUACUCACAGUUCUUCCCACAAGGAGAUGCUUCGACGUACGCACACUUUCUGUUCAACGCAUUCGACACAGAUCACAACGGCUCUGUGAGCUUUGAGGACUUCGUUAUGGGGCUUUCCAUCCUCCUGAGAGGCACGGUCCAAGAAAAACUCAUCUGGGCUUUCAAUCUUUAUGACAUCAAUAAAGAUGGAUACAUUUCUAAAGAGGAAAUGCUGGACAUCAUGAAGGCCAUCUACGACAUGAUGGGUAAAUGCACGUACCCCGUCCUGAAAGAAGAGACGCCCCGGCAGCACGUGGAAGUCUUCUUUCAGAAAAUGGAUAAGAACAAAGACGGAGUAGUAACCAUAGAUGAGUUCAUCGACUCUUGCCAAAAUGAUGAAAACAUCAUGAGAUCAAUGCACCUCUUUGAGAACGUUCUUUAGCUUCUGGGAGGCGCGUGGAGGCUGCAGGAGAACGGCAUGUCUAGCAUGACCCGGUUCCUGACCUGGACUUUUACUGUGUACAGUGUGCUAUGCAGACUUUUAACCAUAGAUAGGAUAUUGGUCAUUACUGUGGGCCGGCGGUAGGAGUAGGCAGCAUGGCAUGAACACUCUGGAACCUUUGAAACCAUUCAUGGCCACGAAAAAAACACUUUUUCAAAAAUGUCUAAUAGUAUUCGCUGCCAACUGGACACACUGUGACUUCUACUGCGUCCAAAACAGUAAGAAUAAAAUUUAAGUCAAUCUCAGUUCCAGAGUGUUCUAACUUUUAUUUGCUUUCUAAUAAAAAAAACAAAUUUUACAGUUUAAAUUGUGUACAUACUAUAUAUACAGAGAAAUGUUUAGAGUUUGUUCAUGUUUACUUGCCAACUAGAAUAAGAAAACUACAAGGAUUGUAUUGAUGUCAACAAAAGAAGAAGAUUUGGACCAUAAUGUGGAUUAUUUUCUCUACUGAAGCACACAGGUAGUUCUAGUUUCAUGUCUUUAUUGGAAGAAGAUGCUGCUUUAUUUAACCUUAUGUAGGAGCGGUUUGUGCGAACAGACAUGUUUCUACUUCUGUUUUGGACUUUUCACGAGGAAGCAGUGUUUGAGUUAUUUAUAUGGUAUGACGGCCAUUGUACAGACGCUUGGUAGAUGUACAGUAUUAAAGAUGAAUUCCAUCUGG